Messenger RNA from Botrytis cinerea B05.10, 992 nucleotides. RefSeq lists its product as hypothetical. The coding region runs from base 172 to 921 and encodes 249 amino acids. The transcript has a single exon. The record is from RefSeq and is a predicted model, not a curated record. Gene Ontology annotation, molecular function: protein N-terminal-serine acetyltransferase activity; protein-N-terminal-alanine acetyltransferase activity. NCBI's taxonomy places the organism in Eukaryota, Fungi, Ascomycota, Leotiomycetes, Helotiales, Sclerotiniaceae.
UUGUGCACACGUCAAAAUUACGCCCUUUCAUUUCUGUAAAUGGGGCCAAGUGACUCAUAGCUCAAGACCAAUCUCCUAUAAAGAUAAGAGAUCUCAUUUGAUGCCGAAAUUCAAAAUCCUUCAUCUGUAGUAUCGAACGACCAAUCGAUUUACGCAAACUUUUCACACAAAAUGUCACCACCCCCAAUUUCAUCUGUCUCCCUCUACCCCGCCGACUUCGAGACCUCCUUCCCUGCCGUCUCCCCUAAUUCCCCUCCCUUCCCCUCUCUGACCCCCCUUUCCCACGUCACAAAUCGCAUCUCCCUCAUCCCGCUCUCUGCAGACCACAUCCCGGACCUCUGGAAACAUGUCGGCGGAGCGGAAAGAUACAUGCUUUACAAAUACAUGCCCAGCGGACCCUUUGGUACCAUUGAAGACUUCACAGCAUAUCUCGCAUGGCUCAUUAAUCACCCUGAAUCUGGCUUCGUUAAUUGGGCAAUCAUCUUACCAAGUGGAGAAGCAGUGGGAAUCAUAAGCCUGCUGAAUAUUGUACCGAGUCAGAGGAGAAUAGAGGUUGGCCAUGUGCUAUUCUCGAAGAAACUGCAGAGGACUACUGAGGCGACGGAAGCUUGUUUUGUUUUGAUGGAGUAUUGCUUCAAACUAGGGUAUGAGAGGGUGGAAUGGAAAUGCAAUGCGGAGAACAUGGGGAGUAAGAGGGCUGCGCUAAGGUUGGGAUUUGUAGAGGAGGGGCUUUUUAGGAGACAUAUGGUUGUGAGGGGACGGAGGAGAGAUAGUUGGUACGGGAGUGUGAUUUUGGAGGAAUGGGAGGUGGUCAAGGAGGCGCUAGUGGAGUGGUUGGAGGCGGAGAAUUUUGAUGAGGAGGGAGGGCAGAAAAAGAAGGUGGAGGAGAUCAGGGAGAAGUUGCUGAGAAAGUUAAACUAGAAAGUCUAUGAGAGGCGGGGCGAAUCUGGUGGGAGAAGGGAAUAUAUAGGAGGGAGAGAUUUUCUGUUCCA